AAAGAAGAAAAAAACAUUACUCAACAACGAGGCAGUGAAUGCAUCCAAAACAAAUCAAUGGGUGGACAAACCAAGGCCACAUAGGCCUCCGUGCUCUGAACGCUACCAUAAUGUAGGUUAACAGAGAAUCAGCAUGACUUACACUGAACUAAUGUAUAAUCAACAUACUGUUAGACAGUUUGUGACGAGACAUUUUCAGUUUGAGCUUCACAGCCGUUGUCCACUCUAAACCAGGAGAGGAAAGGAUGUGAUUGCACAACGCAGUCAGUUCGUUUGGAGCCUUUCACUGAAAACAAGUGAAGUUUUGAUUGACCGCAUCACUUGGACGUGUCCAUGAAACACAAUGUGUCACUGUCUGACUUCGACUCACCUUGAAAUGUGAACUUUGCUAUUUGCAGCCUGUCGCCAGCCUGAAAUCAUUCAGCUGAGCUUUUCAGAUGCGUCUCAACAAAAACUGUCCCAAUAGGAGGUUUUCACACACGAUUUUUAAUACAUAAUAAAUUAUUUUCACAAUCUAUACAUAAAUUGUACUGUUGAAUAAUUUCUAACUUUAGAAUUACUGGACAAAACCUAUGUUCCCUCCCUGCAUUUGUGAACCAUGUUUCAUUACAUCAUCCUGCUUUGUCAAACGCUGCAACCUUUGGCCCACAUUAACCAACGCAGGUAGAAGGCACAUGAACGCUUUAAUAAAAGCAUGACUGCAUUGUGUGAUAACAGUAACUACUCCGUAAAUGAACGAGGCUUCAGGACAAACUCCACGCUUCCGCUGGAUGACCUCACGCAGCGGACGACCUCAGGGCCCAGAGCCAAAGGGGCAAAGUGCAAAACAGCGGCUGAGAAAAGGAGAGGACAGCGAUCACAUGAACUGUGACACAGACGCAGCCACACACACUUAAGCGACAGGACUGCAGGUGAACCAGCGUCGCUCCGUCCUGCACCGCUGACCGAUCCCUGCGCUGGAACACAGAAAGGUGCAACUGUGAUUCAAACAGGACCGUCCGACUGAGUCCCAAUCCUUGUAACCAUGACAACCGCAGAUCCACCUAACACACUUUGGCAUCGAAACGUCAAGACCCCUCAGACUGAUGCUGUCUCCAGUCACGCCGGGGGCCAUGAGGACGUGCAGGAGGAAAGGCUGAGGCAGUGGCGUAAACACACGCAGAAGGUGAAGUUAAGACUCAUGGAGCAGGUCCAGAAUCAGCUGGGCGACAUGUUUGACGAGGCUGUAGCGGAGUCCAUGCAGUCGUACGCCGGCGUUCGGCUGAACGGAGGGAGCGCAGGCAAGCCGGCCUCCAGAGCUCAGAGGAUGGAUGACGGCAAAGUGUUCGUGGCCAGAGCUUCACUGCUGGACGAACUGUUUGAGAUCAGCCACAUCCGGACCAUCUACCACAUGUUCUUAGCCGUUCUGCUCAUCUUCUUCCUGAGCACGCUGGCUGUGGACUACAUCGACCAGGGCAGGCUGGUCCUGGAGUUUGACCUGCUCUUCUACGCCUUUGGGAGGGUGGGGACGGUGGUCUGGGCCUGGACCGUGAUGUUCUGCUACACGCUGCUCGUCCCCUACCUCGCCCUGCUCCUGUGGGGCUCCUUGUACCACUCGGUGCCCUCCAGGCUGGGGCUGUCUGCGGGCACGGGCCUGGCUCUGUCGGCCGCGCAGGCCUGCGUGCUGGGACUCUUCCCGAUCUACGUGGCCGUACAACACCAGCUGCCGCCGGCGUCGCGGUUCAUUGUGGUCAUGGAACAGAUUCGCUUCCUGAUGAAGAGCUACUCGUUUAUUAGAGAAACAGUUCCUGUUAUUAUGCGGAAUACACCAAAGGAAGGAGAAAGUCACAGGCUCCCGACGUUUUCCAGCUACCUGUACUUCCUCUUCUGUCCCACUCUCAUCUACAGGGAAUCGUACCCGCGAAACUCCCGCAUAAGAUGGAAUUAUGUUGGUGUCACUCUUGGCAUGAUUCUGGGCUGCCUGUUUUACGGAUACUUCAUCCUGGUGCGUCUUUGCAUGCCCAUCUUCAGGCCCGAGAACAAACAGCCUUUCAGCAAGCGGACUCUGGUUCUGGCCGUGUUUCAGUCCAUACUACCAGGUAUUAUGCUGCUGCUGCUGGCCUUCUUCGCCUUCCUGCACUGCUGGCUCAACCUCUUCGGGGAGUUGCUGCGUUUUGCUGACAGAAUGUUCUACAAGGAUUGGUGGAACUCUACGUCCUUCGCCAACUAUUAUCGUACCUGGAAUGUGGUGGUUCAUGACUGGCUGUAUUAUUACGGCUACAGAGACUUCCUCUGGCUGUCGCAAAGGAGAUUCCGGACAGCUGCCACGCUCUGCGUUUUCCUCGUCUCCGCCGUCGUCCAUGAAUACGCCUUGGCCAUCGGCUUUGGCUUCUUCUACCCGGUCAUGUUCUUCCUCUUCGCCGUCUUCGGAGUGGUCUUCAAUUUCACCAUGAACGACAAGCGCCAGAGCCCCGUGUUCAACAUCAUCAUGUGGACCUGCCUCUUCCUGGGCCAGGGCGUCCUGGUGUGUCUGUACUGCCAGGAGUGGUACGCGCAGAUACACUGCCCACGGACAGAGAAUAGUUUCUGGGAGCUGGUGACGCCUCGGUCGUGGUCCUGCAGUUACAAGGGGUAAAACUGCCUUGCUCCUUGGAGAAAAUCAGCACGGACUAAAUGUAGACGACUGGAUAGAUGUGAAUAUAUGAAGCCUUCAGACCCUUCAGUCUUGUAUAUCCUUAUUCAGGUGUGAUUCAUACUGUAUGUUUGAUGUAUCAACCCUUUUUAUACUGAUAGUGUAAAAUAUUGUUUAUUAGGUUUUGAGAAAAUGUUUUUUUUUGUGUAUUCACUAUAUAAAUCACUAUAAAAACGCUAACUGUGUGAGUCUGGAUGUGCUUAGUGUCUUUGCUAAGCUAAAUUAAGCUAAUUGCCUUUUAGCACAUUGUUAAAAAAGAUAUUUAUUAAGUAAUAAAAAUAUAAAAAUUAUUAAAUAUGCCUAAUAUAAAUGCUUUACUCUAUUGUACUUGAGAUGUACAAACGUUUCACUCAGAACGCCUGGCCUGCAGCCUGCCCCAUGCUUGUUCCAGCCUUGGCGGCUUGUGGGAGGCCAGGGAUUGGCUGGGGAGCAGGUAUGCAAAGCAACCGCUGUGGAGCGUCUUAUCAUUUUGCCACAAAGCUUCUGCUUGUCUAGCUGCCAUGUCCCUCUGAAGUCAUACAGGAAGAAGAGGAUUAGUGAUGUAAUGUUCUGUAAACUGAUAUACCAUAAUACCAAGAGCGCAGAGCGAGCCUUCAUUUCAGCGUUUCAUCUUUGCUGAAUGAAUUGAUGGAGCAUAAACAAAAGGUGCUUGCUGUCAAGUGAGGAAUCCAUGUAAUGAAACCAUAAUUAUAAAGGACUCUAAGAGGAAUACGAGGCUUCAAAGAGGCUUAUAUUCACUCACCAACCUUGUCUGUUGUAGCUGGAG
Messenger RNA from Betta splendens (Siamese fighting fish), 3437 nucleotides. RefSeq names its product sterol O-acyltransferase 2 (gene soat2). The transcript is spliced from 16 exons. Gene Ontology annotation, molecular function: cholesterol O-acyltransferase activity; fatty-acyl-CoA binding; cholesterol binding. The coding region runs from base 1025 to 2614 and encodes 529 amino acids. The record is from RefSeq and is a predicted model, not a curated record. Gene Ontology annotation, cellular component: endoplasmic reticulum membrane. Gene Ontology annotation, biological process: cholesterol efflux; cholesterol metabolic process. NCBI's taxonomy places the organism in Eukaryota, Metazoa, Chordata, Actinopteri, Anabantiformes, Osphronemidae.